AUGCUUCCUAAAAUCAAUCCCGGCCUGCAAUCUCCUUCAGUAGACUCCAAUGGCGCCGAUCUGGCGCAUUUGAGCUCAAUUUCAUUCGUUAUGUCGUUUUUUUCAUCUCUUCAUCUAUGUGAAGUGCAUUUAUUUCCAAAGAUUUGCGAGGCCAGCGGCAAUUACUAUACUGAACUUUCUGAAAAGCAUUUUGCAUCCAAUGAUAUGGGCAACUAUUUGGAGCUAACCCAUUCAUUCCUUUCCAAAGAAACUGGCAUUCUUUCUUCCUUUCUUGAUGUGAAAAUGCAAGAACAAUUAAUGAGCUCCUGUUUGAAUAUUUUCGUGACCCAGCGGUUAAAUUCUUUUUUUGAGCAUGGAUUCCAGCCGCUAAUGGAGGCCAGGGAUUUUGGAUCCUUGGCAUUGUUUUAUAAAUUUUUGUUUGAAACGAAAAACAUUGCUACGCUGAGCUCUCGCUUAUCAUCAUUAAUCAAGAUCCAGAUAGCUUCGCCCUGGAAAAUAAUCCCAGAUCUAAUUAAGGCGAUAAGCCUUGUUGAUGACAUUGUCAAGAGCUGUUUUGAUAAUGAUCCCCAGAUUUCGAAUGCUUUAAAAGGCGCCUUGUCAGCCUCGAUCAAUUCCUCUAAAAAGUUGGUAUCUUUUCUUCUUGUCCGAUAUUUGUCUGCAAUAAUUGAAGCCAAUCACUCCGAAUUUCCCCUCGCUAGCACAGAGUAUGAAAAUGCAGUCCACCAAAUCGACAAAGCGCUCUACAUCUUUCGCCUCAUUCAGGGCAAGCAGGAUUUUGAAAUCUUUUACAAGGCCCAGCUUGCUAGGCGCUUGCUGCUUGGAUUCAUGUUUUUAGAAUCCGAUUGCUCAAAUGUUUCUCCGCUGAACAUCCCAUUGGAAAAGUAUACCAUCUUCAAGCUUAAGGGUGAAUGUGGGCUCUCAUUUACUUUCAAGUUAGAGGGCAUGUUAAGGGACAUUUCUUGCUCUCUCAAAUACAAAAAGAUCAUCAAGAACCGCAUGUCGCCAGCUUCAUCGUCGCCGUUAAAGAUGUCAGACAUCCCAACGUCGCUCUCCAUAUUAACGCCAAAUUUUUGGCCCGCAAUAGGGGAUUCAAAAAUGAAUGCAAGGAUAUUAAGACACCCCGUUUUUGAAAGCGCGAUAGGAGCUUUUUCAAAUGGCUAUAGAGAGGCAAAUAAAGGAAGACAUCUCAAAUUUUCAUUGAAAAAUUCGACCUGUAUUGUUGAAGUGACAUGUCCACAUGGGAAAACAUUUUCCUUACUUUGCUCAGCAUAUCAGGCUAUCGUAUUGGAGGCAUUUUCUUCUGAAAGCCUGUCUUUUUCUAGGCUUGAGAAGAUAUCUGGGCUGACCAAGAACGACUUGACUCUGGUUCUUGAAUCGUUAAUUCAAAAAGAAAUUAUCUUGCAAUCAUCAGACACAUUUUUUAUGGAAGAUGCUUGUUUUUCUGUAAAUCCCAAUGUUAAUCAGGCAGGCCAGGAGUUCGUCAACAUCCUUACGGGAAUUUAUUCGAAAUAUGAUGAAUUUGUUGACCAAAACCCGUUCACCCCAAUGGAUUCUUUGGAGUCUUUUUCGCCUGAAAAUUUGUACCAAAUCGAUGCAGCAAUUGUACGAAUUUUAAAGCAUCAAAAAACACUUCCCCAGUCCUUGCUUUUUAAAGCGGCCCUUGAUUCAAUUAAAUUUCCUGUUGAGGUGAGAUAUAUUAUAUCAUCUAACUUUAGAAUGAACAUCUGCUCGCAAGAAUCGAAGUCCUGUUGA
This is a messenger RNA of Mitosporidium daphniae, 1752 nucleotides long. Its product is annotated as cullin 4. Gene Ontology annotation, cellular component: cullin-RING ubiquitin ligase complex. NCBI's taxonomy places the organism in Eukaryota, Fungi, Microsporidia. Bases 1 to 1752 code for a protein of 583 amino acids. The record is from RefSeq and is a predicted model, not a curated record. The transcript is spliced from 3 exons. Gene Ontology annotation, molecular function: ubiquitin protein ligase binding. Gene Ontology annotation, biological process: protein ubiquitination; ubiquitin-dependent protein catabolic process.